Molecule: messenger RNA, 2336 nt
Organism: Hemiscyllium ocellatum (epaulette shark)
Lineage: Eukaryota; Metazoa; Chordata; Chondrichthyes; Orectolobiformes; Hemiscylliidae
Product: zinc finger protein 229-like
Exons: 3
Coding region: 269-1774 (501 amino acids)
Biological process (GO): regulation of DNA-templated transcription
Molecular function (GO): RNA polymerase II cis-regulatory region sequence-specific DNA binding; DNA-binding transcription factor activity, RNA polymerase II-specific
Source: RefSeq, a predicted model, not a curated record
UGCCUUUCUCUCUCUCUCUCUGAAUUAAGAUUGAGCUUCAGCCCAGACUGCAGCUUUCUUCCUCUGCUCAACAUCUGACACUAGUGUGGCAGGAAGAAUACUAAGACACCCGAGUGAGGGAGAUUCAGUGGGCUGACUGUGGAAAAAGUGCUUCAAACCAUUUCCUCAGCUUGGGGGAAUCAAAAUCACACCCCUCACGGUGGGGACAGACUGUGUACCAGUUCUGUUUGUAAUUUCAAACCCAGGUGACACAAGGAAUACACUCCCCAUGGGGAAACCGUGGAAAUGUGGGGACUGUGGGAAAGGAUUCCCUUCCCCCUCAGUGCUGGAAAUUCACAGACGUGUUCACAGCGGGGAGAAGCCGUUCAUCUGCUCAGUGUGUGGGAAGGGAUUCACAAAUUCUUCCAACCUGCGGGCGCACCAGUGGGUCCACACGGGAGAGAAGCCCUUCACCUGCUUGGUGUGCAGGAAGGGGUUCACGCAUUCAUCUGCACUGCUGACCCACCAGCGGGUCCACACUGGGGAGAGGCCGUUCGGUUGCUCAGAGUGCGGGAAGGCUUUCCGUCGUGUGAGCAACUUGAGGAAGCACGAGCGGGUCCACAUGGGGGAAAGGCCAUUCACCUGCCCCGAGUGUGGGAAGGGAUUCAUUGAUUCUUCCAGCUUGCUGAACCACCAGCGGAUCCACACAGGGGAAAGGCCAUUCACCUGCUCUGUGUGCGGGAAAGGAUUCAAUCAUAUGAGCAAUUUGCGGCAGCAUAAGCGGGUCCACACUGGGGAGAGGCCAUUCACCUGCCCCGAGUGUGGGAAGGGAUUUACCAACUCUUCCCACCUGCUGACCCACCAGCGGAUCCACACUGGGGAGAGGCCAUUCACCUGCUCCAAGUGCAGGAAGGGCUUCACCUGCUCCUCUGACCUCCAGAGACAUCAACGAGUUCACGUGCCAUCACAGGGAAAUUGGAAAAAGUGCUUCAAACCAUUUCCUCAGCUUGGGGGAAUCAAAAUCACACCCCUCACGGUGGGGACAGACUGUGUACCAGUUCUGUUUGUAAUUUCAAACCCAGGUGACACAAGGAAUACACUCCCCAUGGGGAAACCGUGGAAAUGUGGGGACUGUGGGAAAGGAUUCCCUUCCCCCUCAGUGCUGGAAAUUCACAGACGUGUUCACAGCGGGGAGAAGCCGUUCAUCUGCUCAGUGUGUGGGAAGGGAUUCACAAAUUCUUCCAACCUGCGGGCGCACCAGUGGGUCCACACGGGAGAGAAGCCCUUCACCUGCUUGGUGUGCAGGAAGGGGUUCACGCAUUCAUCUGCACUGCUGACCCACCAGCGGGUCCACACUGGGGAGAGGCCGUUCGGUUGCUCAGAGUGCGGGAAGGCUUUCCGUCGUGUGAGCAACUUGAGGAAGCACGAGCGGGUCCACAUGGGGGAAAGGCCAUUCACCUGCCCCGAGUGUGGGAAGGGAUUCAUUGAUUCUUCCAGCUUGCUGAACCACCAGCGGAUCCACACAGGGGAAAGGCCAUUCACCUGCUCUGUGUGCGGGAAAGGAUUCAAUCAUAUGAGCAAUUUGCGGCAGCAUAAGCGGGUCCACACUGGGGAGAGGCCAUUCACCUGCCCCGAGUGUGGGAAGGGAUUUACCAACUCUUCCCACCUGCUGACCCACCAGCGGAUCCACACUGGGGAGAGGCCAUUCACCUGCUCCAAGUGCAGGAAGGGCUUCACCUGCUCCUCUGACCUCCAGAGACAUCAACGAGUUCACGUGCCAUCACAGGGAAAUUGAAGGAGUGACAGAUAAGUACCAUUUUUGACUAGACUAUCAACCCCGUUCUGGGGUCUCCCAGGUUUGAAUCCCACCGUGGUAGAUGGUGCAAUUGAAAUCUGGAGUUCAGAAUCAAAUGAUGAAACCAUUUUCAGGGGAAGAAAAACCCCACCUUAUUCACUCAUGUCCUUUUUUAGAGAAUGAAGCUAUCUUUGCAGGAAAGGAAUCACUCAGUUAUUCCAGCUGCAUCCUUUACCUGGUCUGGCCUACCCCUGACUCCAGACCCACAGCAGUGUGGUUGACUCUUGAUUGCAUCCCCCUCCUGUAUAUGAGCUGGAGAAACUAACUUGUAUACAGGGUGUAGGCUGAAACUGCUGAGUGAGGCAAUACUUCCUCCAGAUGAAGGCUGUACCAAGGAUCCAGUUCCAAAGGGAUAAUUUGGUGCUGACCAAUAGUAAAGAAAGUGGGGGAUGGGGAGUGUGUGCACUUUGACCUUGAGCUUUUUAUUUAAAAAACGCUACUUUUCGUGCACUUUUUUUUUCUGGGAAAAAUUGAAACUGUAAUGAAGCAGGGUUGUAAUAAA